CUCUCCCGCUUACUCUCUUAUUUAUCUCACCAAACAAAAAUUUCGAAACAGUUAGUUUCGCUCUCUUUAUCUCUGUCUCCAUCUCUCUCACUCUUAAAAACGAAACCAAUUAAGAAAAUUACAGAGAAAAAAUGGCGGCCUCUGCCAAGUUUCAAGCUUUACCUCCUCUCAAAAGAUUAAGACUGUUACAACAGCAAAACGAGCUUGAAAAUAACAAAGAAAAUGAACCCAUUACUUCAUUUCAACUUCCCGCCAAGAAACGUAAGCAGUCCCGCCACUCCCUUUCCCCUGAAAAAUCACUCGCCGCCGCCUCCGUUGGCGGCAGACCCACCACCUAUUCUUUGCCCGCCAAGAAACGGAUAUGGGCUUUUAAUCCCGAUUUCAUCUCAGAUUCUAACCCGUUUUCUCCGAUUGAUCUCAAUCUUGAGUAUAAACCCUCGUCCGACGACAUCGAAAUCAAACCGAUUCAAACCGCCGAUCAGAACUUACAACCAACGGAUGAUGAAGAAGAAGAAGAAGCUGACGACGGGAUUUUAUGCGCCGUUUGUCAAAGCACCGACGGCGACCCAACAGACCCGAUAGUAUUCUGCGACGGCUGUGAUCUAAUGGUGCACACUACUUGCUACGGUAAUCCGUUAAUUAACGGCGUUCCUGACGGCGAUUGGUUCUGUACUCACUGUUUAGCUUCUCAAUCUGACAACAAUAAUAACGAAAACCAAAUUCAAAUCUCGUGUUGUUUAUGUACAACUAAGGGUGGAGCUUUAAAGCCCACCAAAAACGGCCAAUGGGCGCACAUUGUCUGCGCAGUUCUGGUUCCCGAAGUGUUCUUCGAGGACCCGGUGGGGCGUGAAGGGAUUGACUGCUCGAAAAUCCCGAAAAGGCGGUGGGACGGGAAAUGUUGUGUCUGUAAGAGUAGAAAAGGGUGCGUUAUUGAAUGCUCUGAGGAAAAUUGUGGAUUGGCGUUUCAUGUUAGUUGUGGAGUGAGUGAAGAUUUUUGCAUUGAGUAUAAGGAAUGUAGGAGAAAAGAUGAGGCUAUUGUUGCUGGGUUUUGUAGAGAUCAUACUGUUCUUUGGAAGAAGCAACAGAAGACUGGGAAGUUCAAGAUUGUGGCUAAAGAUGAGCAUAAGAGGAAGUAAUUGACUGUUUUGAUGGGAAUUUUUUGUUUUUGUUUGGUAAUUUGGGAUUGGUAUAUGGAAUUUGAUUCACAGUUUUUUUGUUUUUGUUUUUCAUAACAAAGAUAUGCAGUUUUAUCAAUGAAAUUAGAGUUUCUGUUGAUUUCA
Molecule: messenger RNA, 1280 nt
Organism: Mercurialis annua (annual mercury)
Lineage: Eukaryota; Viridiplantae; Streptophyta; Magnoliopsida; Malpighiales; Euphorbiaceae
Exons: 2
Coding region: 132-1136 (334 amino acids)
Biological process (GO): regulation of transcription by RNA polymerase II
Source: RefSeq, a predicted model, not a curated record